This is a messenger RNA of Stylophora pistillata, 1632 nucleotides long. RefSeq lists its product as uncharacterized. Lineage: Eukaryota; Metazoa; Cnidaria; Anthozoa; Scleractinia; Pocilloporidae. Gene Ontology annotation, molecular function: calcium ion binding. The record is from RefSeq and is a predicted model, not a curated record.
UCUUUGCACAGAAGCCAUCACGCAGAACAUUAUCAAAUCAAGAAAUUUAGCUUAUCUACGUCAACAACCGUUAGCACUCUGUCGACCGCGUUAUGAUAAUGAUUGCUCAGCGUCUGAAUAGAAAAUUUGUUGCUCUUGUUGCAUGCAUUCUGAUUGGUAUACCGGAUGGCUUUGCAAAUACAACAAUGUCAUCUCCAUCUGCAAGUAACAUGUCAUCAAAGGAGCAUGCGACGGCAUCUCCAUCUGCACGUGACAUGACAUCAAUGGUGCAUAUGACGCCAUCCCCAUCUGCAAGUAGCAUGACAUCAAUGGUGCAUGCGCUGUCAUCCCCAUCUGCAAGCAACAUGUCAUCAAUGAUGAAUAUAAAGUCAUCCGCAUCUGCAAGUGACAUGACAUCAAUGGUGCAGAUGAUGUCAUCCCCAUCUACAAGUAACAUGUCAUCAACGGAGCAUGCGACGUCAUCCCCAUCUGCAAGUGACACGACAUCAAUGAUGAAUGUGAUGCCAUCCACAUCUGCAAGUAACAUGACAUCAACAGUGCAUAUGACGCCAUCCCCAUCUGCAAGUGAUAUGUCAUCAAUGAUGCAAAUGGUGUCAUCCCCGUCUGCUAUUGAUACGACGACAAAAAUGGCUGUUAUGCCAUCACCAUCUGCUAGUGAAAUGGUUCUUACGGCAACGCCAAAGCCUACGUGUUCUCCAGGAUUUACUGGAGGGAACUGCUCUAUAAAUAUUGAUGACUGUACACACGAUAGCUGUUCCGGAAAUGGUCUUUGUACUGACAAAGUAAAUGACUUUGUAUGUGUUUGUAACGAUAGUUACUUUGGAAAAAACUGUGAGGAAAUCUAUGCUCUUGAUGGAAACUGGGAAUUAAUGGAGAACGGAUCUAACGGCUUGAGGGCUCAUCCUGAUUUCAAGAGUCGUAACGCACCACAGAGCUAUGUGUCUCCAAUGUAUGAGAGAGUAUCUGGAUCGGAUAACAAAGCAUAUCACGAAGACAGUGCAUUGUAGGUUUAAAUAAAAGAUCUGAUUGAUGUCAUCGAAAAAAUCAGCUUGUUAAAAUGGGUCUUCGAACUCUGCGACCUAAUCCUAACAGUCGGUUUCUUAACAGAACAACUUUAUUUUAUAUAUUUAAGCGAUUCCAAGUUAAUGGUAAUAGAAGUUUGUUUCUCUGAGGUAUCACUUAAUUCUACGUGUGAUAAUUUUUUACUAGUCGGUAGAUAUUGUAUAAAAAAGCGAUAAACAUUUUAGGGAUUUAAGGGUCUAGAAAGUGUUAAUGACAUUGAUCAUAUCUACAAAGUUUUUGUUUUUCAUGCUUUAUUUGUCCAUUUUCUGGUCAACAAACAGUUAAAUUCCAUGCAGUGGGCCUGUUUGGCAACAGAUUAAAUAUAAAGUCAAUUUAAUGUGUUGAAAACAUCAGUGAUCAGUUGCACUCUCGCUUGCGGCUCGUUUGCAACUUUUUGUUCUAAUAUCAUUUCGACAUUUUAUGUAAUUCUUCUCUUAAAAAGACGGCGAAGUGACAACUGCAAAGCUGACUAACACGCCUAACAUGAAAAACACCUGAGAUGUUAUUCUAACUAACAAGGCGAGAAAAAUAUGUAAAUUUUAAUAAAGAACAACAACAAAUUCAAUUCAA